UCCUCGCCCUCCUCCUCGCCCGCCAUGCUGCUGUUCUGCCCGGCCUGCGGGAACGUGCUGGUCGCCGAGGAGGGCACGCGCUGCCUCCGCUUCGCCUGCACUACGUGCCCCUACGUCCGCAACGUCACGCGCAAGGUGACCAGCAGGCGCUACCCGAAGCUGAAGGAGGUGGAUGACGUCCUCGGGGGAGGCGCCGCUUGGGAGAAUGUGGACUCCACUGCUGAGCCAUGCCCCAAGUGUGAGCACCCACGGGCUUACUUCAUGCAGCUGCAGACGCGCUCGGCCGACGAGCCCAUGACCACCUUCUACAAGUGCUGCAGCCCCCAAUGUGGACACCGCUGGCGGGACUGAGCCCAAAGACACGCAGGCCGCUUCCUACAAAGUCACUUUAUUGGCCAAUGAGUCCCACAUCCUCUCCCCUCCCCCCACUACACCCACUUGUUCCAGUUCAAUUCGUAGGGGAACACGCGGCCCAUCUGCAGGAGGCAGUCCACGGUCGGCUCGUAGAAGGCAACAGGGGCCUCGCACAGCUUGGGCAGAGCCCCUUCCUCCUCCACGAGGGGCUCUGAGAAAAGGGAAGGCAACUUCUGCUCCUUCAGGUGAAAUUUCCUGAUGCAGCCCAGCGCUUCCAGUCCCUGCAAGAAGCAGCAGUCGUCAGCAUAAAGGUUUUAAAAGGGUAGAACCAGCUCUCCCAGAAGCUCUUUGCACGUGUAACAGUGCAGGAUGCUCUGAAGCAUAGCUGUUACCAUGCUGGGCCCUUUCAGUUGGCACUGCAUGGGGCGGGGCACCCACCGCGAGUUCUCCCCUGCUGCUGCUGCUUUCAUGCACAGGGAGUUUUGGGCUGGUGAUUCCAGCUUUGUCCCAGGUAGGCCACACCCACCUGUAGGAUCUCCCGGAGUGCUACGGGCUGCAGGACCCCCAGGUAAUGAUGGCACAGGGCCGAUUCCAUGAUGCCGGGCUUGGUCAUGAUGUGGCACAGCACUCCUUCCAUGAUGCCUUUACACACGGGCUUAUUCAGACUGCCGUCCACAAUGCGCCACGGCCGCCCGACAAAGUAGGUGUUUCUGUGGGGGAGAAAAGGCAGUUGGACGAGGCUCUGGGAGAUCAGGUUCAAAUCCCUGAAGAGCAGUGGCUGCUGUCGUGGUCUGGCCACUGCCCUGCUCUGCCUAUCAAAGUGCCGUGUAAAGCAGCGAGUAAAAACUGUUGUGUGAA
Messenger RNA from Sphaerodactylus townsendi, 1212 nucleotides. RefSeq names its product RNA polymerase III subunit K (gene POLR3K). The record is from RefSeq and is a predicted model, not a curated record. NCBI's taxonomy places the organism in Eukaryota, Metazoa, Chordata, Lepidosauria, Squamata, Sphaerodactylidae. The transcript is spliced from 3 exons. Gene Ontology annotation, cellular component: RNA polymerase III complex. Gene Ontology annotation, biological process: termination of RNA polymerase III transcription; DNA-templated transcription. Gene Ontology annotation, molecular function: DNA-directed RNA polymerase activity; nucleic acid binding; zinc ion binding. Bases 25 to 351 code for a protein of 108 amino acids.